This is a messenger RNA of Balaenoptera acutorostrata (minke whale), 710 nucleotides long. It is a transcript of the gene LYPD1, whose product is annotated as LY6/PLAUR domain containing 1. Gene Ontology annotation, biological process: acetylcholine receptor signaling pathway. Gene Ontology annotation, molecular function: acetylcholine receptor inhibitor activity. The transcript has 3 exons. The record is from RefSeq and is a predicted model, not a curated record. Bases 288 to 710 code for a protein of 140 amino acids. Lineage: Eukaryota; Metazoa; Chordata; Mammalia; Artiodactyla; Balaenopteridae.
ACUUUUUUGGGUGCUCCGGAUCGCCAGCAGUUCCUUCAGCCUCCGUCGCCAACUCCGGAGACGCCGCGCACUGCCCGGGAGCGCGAGCCAGAGGAGCGGCGACCCGCAGCCGGGGGCCCCGGCGCGGGCGAUGCGGGCGCCGGCGGCGGCACCUGCGGCUGCUCUUGGCGGCGGAAGCGCGGGCCCCGGCAGUCUCGGCAGCCACAGCCGUUGCGGCCCGGACAGCCUCCGCCGCGGUCGCCGCUUCUGAUGCGCCUGCCCGCUCCCGGCCCCGCGGCUCCGGGAGGAUGUGGGUCCUCGGCAUCGCGGCAACUUUUUGCGGACUGUUCUUGCUUCAAGGCUUUGCGUUGCAAAUCCAGUGCUACCAGUGUGAGGAAUUCCAACUGAAUAAUGACUGCUCCUCCCCCGAGUUCAUCGUGAAUUGCACGGUGAAUGUUCAGGACAUGUGUCAGAAAGAAGUGAUGGAGCAAAGCGCAGGGAUCCUGUACCGCAAGUCGUGCGCGUCGUCGGCGGCCUGCCUCAUCGCCUCGGCCGGGUACCAAUCUUUCUGCUCCCCGGGGAGACUGAACUCCGUGUGCAUCAGCUGCUGCAACACCCCUCUGUGCAACGGGCCCCGGCCCAAGAAAAGGAGUUCUGCCCCAGCCCUUCGGCCGGGACUCCCCAGCACCAUCCUGCUCCUCAAAGUAGGCCUUUUCUUGGCGCACUGCUGA